Molecule: messenger RNA, 1655 nt
Organism: Drosophila willistoni
Lineage: Eukaryota; Metazoa; Arthropoda; Insecta; Diptera; Drosophilidae
Product: importin subunit alpha
Exons: 1
Coding region: 151-1569 (472 amino acids)
Biological process (GO): NLS-bearing protein import into nucleus
Cellular component (GO): nucleus; cytoplasm
Molecular function (GO): protein binding; nuclear import signal receptor activity
Source: RefSeq, a predicted model, not a curated record
AUUUUCUAGACUCAAUUAGAAUUCUAUUUGCUCACAGCUGCAAGUCAUCUAGUUUUCACAUUUGCUAGACUCAAUUAGAAUUCGUUUGCAAACGUUUCAACACACAUCAUUAAAAAAAAAAAAGAAAAUAAAAUAAAAAUAAAAAUAAAAAUGGCCAUAGAUCAAAAUCCUGUAAACGAUACGGAUGGAGCCGAGGCAUUCCCCAUGUCCAUGGAGGAGAUAAUGGCAGACCUCAACAGCCAAGAUGUGAGUCUCCAAAUAGAGGUUAUGAAGAAGAUCCGCAAAAUCCCCCAGCUGAAGGACAAUCUACCCUUUGAAGAUGUGGAGAAUUUGGUCUCCAAAUGCAUGGAUUUGAUUCAAGAGCAGAACACUCCGGAAGUGCAGAGUGAAGCCGCCCGUCUGUUGGCCUACAUUACGCUGGGCACUCUUAAUCCGAGCAGCGAUGUGAUUAAGCAUGAGGCACUGCCUGUGCUGCUUGUCCUAUUGCAAUCGUCUGGAUUAAAACUGAAGGAACGUGCUGCCUGGGCAAUGAGCGUUAUUGCCUUGGACUCGCAUGCUGCUCGCAAUGAGAUGAUCGAAAUCGGCGUGAUUGAUGUCAUUCUGGGACUCCAUGGCUAUGAAGAAAUGCCGGUGAUGCUUUAUAUUGUGACUCUUAUGAUGAGUCUGUGCAACAAUAAACACCCAUCGCCCCCGUUUGAGAAGGUGAAACGUUUUCUGCCCAUGCUGUCGGAGCUUCUACUAAGUCCCCGUCCUGAAAUAGCGGAAGUCUCUUGCCAGACCAUACUCCACAUUACCGACAUUGAGACUGACGAAACGAUUCAAACCGUGAUGGACUCGGGAGCAGUGCCCCGUCUGGUGAAUCUAAUGAAACAUGACGAUCCAGACGUUGUGCUGGCAGCCGUCCACUGUGUGGGAGCUCUAGUCUUGGGUUCGAAUGAGCAGAUUGAGACGAUUCUUGCUUUUGGUGUCCUAGAGAUUCUGAAAACUCUGCUGUGCCACCAGGAUCGGAAAAUUGUUAAAAUAGCCUGCCUGGCUGUGGGUAAUAUCAUUACCGGAAGCCAGAAGCGUAUUCAGGCUGUUAUCGAGGUUGGCAUUUUCCAACGUAUCCAAAUGAUGAUAGAAGAGAAUGACAUUGUGGAUCAGAAGAACGCCGUCUUUAUAGUCUAUGCUGUAAUAGCCAAUGGAACUCCGGGUCAACUUGCUCAUCUUGUGACUAACCACAAGAUCUUACGCCCGUUCAUUCGUCUAUUGGAUGCGAAGAAUACUUUCGUUCUUACCAUUGUCCUUAAGGGACUGGAGUAUCUAUUCGAAAAGGCCAAGAGUUUCACUGGCACACAGAAUCUUUGUGUGCAGCUGCUGGAAAUGUAUGGACUGACGAAAUUGAAGGCUCUGCAAGAGGACGAGAAUGCAGACAUCUCGAAAGUGGCCAAAUUACUUUUGCAGAAAUAUUUCCAGCCGAACGAGGCUACAUCUAAGGAAGGAAACCCACCGGACGAUAAGAAAGUAGAGGAACUUAUCGACUCCAUUGCUGGCGAGCUGCGUAAACUUGCAUCAAAUGAAACUAACUAAAACUAAAUGCAUGAUGUUGUAUUUUUUUUCAUUUUUUUUUGUAUUUUACUAUGAAUAUGAAUAAUAAUGAACCAUAAUUGGGCAAA